AUGAGGCAGUGGCUGCUCCUCCUGACCAGCGUGCUGCCGUGGGCGCUGGCGCCGCCGCCCCCGGGCCAGCCGGGCCCGGGCUCCCCGCCGCGGCUCGAAAAGCUUGAUUCUUUGCUCUCAGACUACGAUAUCCUCUCUUUAUCCAGUAUCCAACAGCACUCAGUAAGAAAGAGAGACCUACAGGCAUCAACACAUUUAGAAACACUGCUGACGUUUUCAGCAUUAAAAAGGCAUUUUAAAUUAUACCUGACGUCAAGUACGGAACGCUUUUCCCAAAAUUUCAAAGUGGUGGUGGUCGACGGUAAGAAUGAGAGCGAGUACAACGUCAAGUGGCAAGACUUCUUCAGCGGCCACGUGGUCGGUGAGCCUGACUCUAGGGUUCUAGCCCACAUAGGAGAUGACGAUAUUACAAUAAGGAUCAACACAGAUGAGGCAGAAUAUAAUAUAGAGCCACUUUGGAGACUCAUUAAUGAUACUAAAGACAAAAGGAUGUUAGUUUAUAAAUCUGAAGACAUCAAGAACGUCUCCCGGCUGCACUCCUCCAAGGUGUGUGGCUACGUAAAGGCGGAAAACGAAGGUUUGCUCCCGGAAUGGCUGGUAGCUGGAAAGGCACCUGAUGAGCUUGUUCACCGGGUGAAGAGAGCUGACCCUAAUCCCAUGAAGAACACGUGUAAAUUAUUGGUGGUGGCAGAUCAUCGCUUUUACAAGUACAUGGGCAGAGGGGAGGAGAGUACCACUACCAACUACCUGAUAGAGCUCAUUGACCGAGUGGAUGACAUCUACCGGAACACUUCCUGGGACAACGCCGGCUUCAAAGGGUACGGGAUCCAGAUCGAACAGAUUCUCAUUUUCAAGUCUCCACAUGCUGUAAAACCUGGUGAGAGACACUAUAACAUGGCCAAGAGCUACCCAAAUGAGGAGAAGGAUGCCUGGGACGUGAAGAUGCUGCUGGAGCAAUUUAGCUCUGAUAUAGCUGAAGAAGCAUCUAAAGUCUGCCUAGCACACCUUUUCACGUACCAGGACUUUGACAUGGGAACUCUUGGAUUGGCUUAUGUUGGUUCUUCCCGACCGAACACUCACGGCGGCGUCUGUCCCAAGGCUUAUUAUAAUCCGAUUGGAAAGAAAAAUAUCUAUUUGAAUAGUGGUCUGACCAGCACAAAAAAUUAUGGUAAAACCAUUCUUACAAAGGAAGCUGACCUGGUCACGACUCAUGAGCUGGGCCACAAUUUUGGAGCGGAACAUGACCCGGACGGCAUCGCGGAAUGUGCCCCAAGUGAGGACCAGGGAGGAAAAUUCGUGAUGUAUCCCAUUGCUGUGAGCGGGGAUUACGAGAACAAUAAGAUGUUCUCCAACUGCAGCAAGAAGUCCGUCUACAAGACCAUCGAGGUCAAGGCCCUGGAGUGCUUCCAGGAGCGCAGCAACAAGGUGUGUGGCAACUCCCGCGUGGACGAGGGCGAGGAGUGUGACCCAGGCAUCAUGUACCUGAACAGCGACACCUGCUGCCACAGCAACUGCACGCUGAAGGCGGGCGUGCAGUGCAGUGACCGGAACAGCCCUUGCUGUAAAAACUGCCAGUUUGAGACUGCCCAGAAGAAGUGCCAGGAGGCUAUUAAUGCCACGUGCAAAGGCGAGUCUUACUGCACAGGCAACAGCAGCGAGUGCCCGCCUCCUGGGGACGCCGAGGACGACACUGUGUGCUUGGACCUGGGCAAGUGCAAGGACGGCAAGUGCGUGCCCUUCUGCGAGAGGGAGCAGCAGCUGGAGUCCUGCGCGUGUAACGAGACGGACAACUCGUGCAAGGUGUGCUGCCGGGACCGCGAGGGCCGGUGCGCGCCCCACGUCGACGCCGAGGGCAACCACCUGUUCCUGCGGAAGGGGAAGCCCUGCACCGUGGGCUUCUGUGACAUGAACGGCAAAUGUGAGAAGCGAGUACAGGAUGUCAUUGAGCGGUUUUGGGACUUCAUCGACCAGCUGAGCAUCAAUACGUUCGGGAAGUUCCUCGCAGACAACAUCGUGGGCUCCGUCCUGGUCUUCUCCCUGCUCGUCUGGAUUCCUCUCAGCAUCCUUGUCCAUUGUGUGGACAAGAAGCUGGACAAGCAGUACGAGUCUCUGUCCCUGUUCCACCCCAGUAAUGUUGAGAUGCUCAGCAGCAUGGACUCGGCCUCGGUCCGCAUCAUCAAGCCCUUCCCGGGGCCGCAGACCCCCGGCCGCCUGCAGCCCCUGCAGCCCGCCCCCGUGAUGCCGCUGGUGCCGGCGGCCCCGAAGCUGGACCACCAGCGGAUGGACACCAUCCAGGAGGACCCCAGCACGGACUCGCACGUGGACGAGGACGGCUCUGAGAAGGACCCCUUCCCCAGCGGCAGCACGGCCGCCAAGUCGUUCGAGGACCUCACCGGCCACCCGGUCACGAGGAGCGAGAAGGCCUCGUCCUUCAAGCUGCAGCGGCAGAGCCGUGUCGACAGCAAAGAGACCGAGUGCUAG
Messenger RNA from Pipistrellus nathusii (Nathusius's pipistrelle), 2481 nucleotides. The record is from the annotation of a GenBank genome assembly. Lineage: Eukaryota; Metazoa; Chordata; Mammalia; Chiroptera; Vespertilionidae.